Frieseomelitta varia is the source of this 4120-nucleotide messenger RNA. RefSeq lists its product as uncharacterized. The record is from RefSeq and is a predicted model, not a curated record. Lineage: Eukaryota; Metazoa; Arthropoda; Insecta; Hymenoptera; Apidae. The transcript is spliced from 19 exons. The coding region runs from base 1 to 4104 and encodes 1367 amino acids. Gene Ontology annotation, cellular component: membrane.
AUGGCAUUUUUCCAAUUGGUUCUGAAAGCCAAUAAAUUAGAAAAACUGAGGCAAAGUUACGAGGACGAAAAACUGACAUCAAUCGAGAUUUCGAAGGGUGUUAUCAAGCCUGUAUAUACCUUAAAACAACGAAUUCGUCGACGAAAAAUAUGGUUUAAGAGAAAGGUUAAACACGUCUGCAGUAAAAUCUUUGCUGUUCCAAAAGAUUCUUGGGCGCACAGAAAGAUCGUUGCAAUUCGUACCGAUGGCACAUUGGAAAAUUACGUAGUGAAAAGCUUUGCAGGAUUCGUUGGUGGAAUAAUCUUGACGUACAUAUUCUUCAUAUUUUUCGUUUUUCAAUUGAAUUUUAAACUAUCGACCGCGACGUUUGUCUGCGCGGUAAUCGGAGUAAUUCUCACUUUGGGUCUUGCGUUUUCUUUCCAAAUUCGAUGCAUCGUGUUUCUACUCUUGCCACAACUUUUUUCGAAACGGGGAAGGCAAGCUCUGAUGGCGUACGCGUUUAUUUUAGCUUUAACAGGACCGGUGAAGAAUACUUUGCACAACACCGGUAUACUCUCAGAAUCAUUGGCCUGUGCACAAGAACAGCUGAAAGAAGCGGUGAAGACCGUCGUAGAUCUAGCGAAGCAACCGUUUUAUGCUUUACGAGAUGCAAUAUCGAAAGUCAUAAAGACGAUCAAGGCAGUCGUGAAAAAGAUCAAGCAGACUCUAAUCGCGAUUAAGAGAGUCGUUCUUAGCAUACUCAGAGUUAUCACUUCGGUAUUCCAAUGGUUGGCAAGUGUCAUAAAUAUAUGCAACAAGAAAUUGGGCACACCUUUCGACAGGUGUCAGGCCGUUUUCGAGGGAGCGGUGGCAGACUGUAAAGCAAAGUUGGGUCCAAUUUUCGGAUUAGUUUGCAACAUAACGUACGUGGUCAGCACUCUGUGUUACAUAGUGAAGCCGCUAGACUUCAUUUGCAUGCUUGUUUCUUAUAUCGCCGACACCGUGGUUGGCGUUGUAAAGCGUAAGGUUAAGAAGUUCACGAUGCACAUGAAAGCGAUGUUCUACGUUAAGGUCAAGUUCUCCCAUUCGUUUCACUUCGAAACGAACCAAAGCAAGACGAUAGGAGAUGUGUCCUCGAAUAUUGCCGCAGAAAUACGUUCGAGAACAGACACAUUAUUUGGGUUCUUCGAUUUCAUGAAUUUCGUCACGUCCUUUUUCAUAUUCUUUAUCAUACUCAGAGUACUGCGUUAUCGUUACAAGUGGCUAACCAGUGAGCGUUACGACAAUCGAUAUAUAACCAAUGAUCUACGUACCAUCGAUUUGAUAAGGGCACGUCAAGACAAAGAGACAGUUUUGCCAUUAAAUAUACGAGAACGAAAUAGAUACGUGCCAAUUACUUCCAUCAGACUAAUAAAAUCCGAAAGGACUAAAUUAGCAAAAUCUAUAGUGUUUCUAAGCUUGGCCACGAUUCAACUUAUCAUGUACGUAUCGGCGGACUAUUGUCUCUAUUGGAUAUUGAACACCAUUCAACUCUAUGGACGAUUUCAAAGCAAGGUCGAACGGCCAAGCGUGGUAACCAUUCACGUAUCAGGCAAAGGCUAUUUAGCUGAUCUUUAUAAGAGUAUCGUAAAAGCGUUCACACCACGCGGGAGGGAAGCAGAAAUCGACACGAUGCUUUGUCUUCCGAAUCCUAUAACUCCUGAUCUCGACAAAUACAUACAAAUUCUCAUUUUGAUCUUUCUCUGCUGGCUGAUAGCGUUCUUCGAACCUUAUGGUUUACGAAUGAGACAGAUCGUUAUGUGCCAGUAUUACCCCGAGAGAGCGAAACAAAGAGCAGCUUGGUUGUACAAUCACAUCAUCAGAUCAAGGGGCAGUUUUUUAAAGUUUGCUAGACGUCAAUUACGCCGAAAAUUCGGCUUAACCGAGGGGGAAGAGAUCGAGAAAGUGACUUUAAAAGAGAAACUGUGGGCAACGUUUCCGCUAUUGAACACAUUUUUCCCACUGAAGCAGAAAGCGUGCCUUCUGUGCGGCGCAGUCGAACGUGCCGAACAGUUGCUUGUCAAAUGCCCAACUCCCGAUUGCGUUGGUUUAUAUUGUACGCAAUGUUUCGUGGAUUUGCAGAAUUUGUGCACCAUUUGUCGCUCACCGAUGGACUACGGUGACCUGUCCGACAUGAGCGAAGAAAAAGAUUCUUCGGAAGAUCAGUUUGAAAUACCGAGAAGAACAAUACUUGAAAAAGAUAUUAUGGUUGAUGAGGAAACGGUAGAAGAAGAAUAUGAGGAGGAAUACGAAGACGAAGAUACAGUAAGAGAAAGAUAUGAAGACGUAUUAGAGGAAGAAUGUAUAGACGAAGAAAUCGUGGAAGAAGAAGAUGAAGAUGAAGAGAUACUGAGCGAGGAAGAAGAAAAAGAAAAAAUAGCAGAAAAGAAAGAAAGGAAAAUAGUGGAAGACGACAUCACUGUACAAAUAGAUGAUAAAUGCCUGGAAGAUUUCGAUCAGAGUACCGAGUACAGUUACACUUAUCAAGAUGAAUCUCCAGAAGAAAUCGAAAUUGUGAAAGUGAAAAAACGAUUCAAAGAUGUGGAAGCACAAAAAAUUCGAGACGAUGUAACGAUCCAAAUAUUCAACCAGCCGUUUGUAAAAGAACCAAUCUGCACUAGCGAAUCGCCGACUUCCGGCUUCGUCGUAAGAGCACGUAGGAAAGUUCGUGCCAAAUUAAAAAAACGACCAACUGCCAGGGUGAGAGAUACGGAUUCAUCAAGUUCGAUCGCCGACACGGAAUUCUGGCCGAGCGAGGAAGUCGACGAGGAAGAAGUAAUACACAUAGAAAUAGACGACGGCUCGGAAGAAUUACUCCCGAAGGAUAGAGAGGAUAAGAGGAAACUAGGUCGUAUAAACAGAAUCGUCGGUGCAGUUGCGAGAAUUCCUUGGCUCGGUAAAGGAGAAGAUGACAAGAAGACAUGCAAAGGAUUGCAAAAGAAACGUCCAUCGCUUAUGGAUACAAUUGUCGGUAUGCUUCACAGAAAACAAUCAAAGCCAACGCAAUUAUAUAGAAAAAUCAGAAAGACGAAGGAUUCUUCGUUCUCCUCUUCAUCUUCAACGAACGAUGAGACCGAAAGCUUGCUAAGAGUGCAAGACAGGGACACUGAUAGAACAUAUUUCGCCAGAAGUAGAAAGACAUCAACGGAAGAUAAUUCUGAUGAAACUCUAACUAGAAGAAUAUCGUACGAAAAGAAAUUCGAGACGAAACGAUUACCAAGGCAUUUAGAAUCUGCUGUGAGAAACACCGCUUACUUCGAGGUAGACGAGACUACCGAUUCACGAUUAGGAAAAUGUGUUCAAGUAGAGAAUAUCAAUGAAUCGUCAGACAUAAAAGUGCCAGCAGGAGUUAAAUAUAGAGAUACGUGGAGCAUGACGGAAAACGAUGAAUCAACUCCUGAUCAUUCAGAGAUGGCGAGACGAAGAUUCAAAAUGCCUAUGGUAAAAAGAUAUUUGCCUAUGUAUCAGAGUCCAGAACUGAUCGAAGAAUUGAAAAGACACGAUCGAAUGAGAUUAAUUCAAGAAAGAGAAGCUAAAAGACAUAGAAGUAAAAGUCCUUGUCCAUCUUCGGAUUCUAUCUCGACGGACAUUAAAAAGAAAGAUCGAAGAAUCGAUCGUUCUUCUGCAGCUGGCCCUUCGUUCAAACCAAAUAGACAAGGUGAAAGACUUCCAUAUCAAGAAUCGAAAGCAUAUAAAAAUGUCUUGCGCGAAUUUCGAAAAAGGACCGUACGUCAAGAAAGCAGUGUGCCAUUAAUAUGCUUGUCUCAGGAGGCGGACAAAAGUAAAAAAGUAAAGCAACUUUAUCCACUGCAAAGUCAAGCUCGACGAAAGUCGACCGCGAUAAGAAAACUGGCUCGUAAAAUAGUAGCGCCACUCAAGCCAUCUAAAUGUAAAAAGCACAAAUGCAAAACACCCAGAGAAGAUACGAAGUCCGAAGAAAUGGAAACUACGUGUUAUGAUCGCUUAUGUGAUCCAGAAGUUUUGAGCGAGGCAUCCUCUACUUGUAGUUGUGUUGGAAAAACACGUAAAUUUAGUACUUCAACAUCCGAUGAUGAAACAGGUGAUAAUAACGAGUCGAUUCAAUAGGUAAAACUGCAUGAAC